Messenger RNA from Epithele typhae, 375 nucleotides. RefSeq lists its product as uncharacterized. The transcript has a single exon. The annotation marks the transcript as partial. The record is from RefSeq and is a predicted model, not a curated record. NCBI's taxonomy places the organism in Eukaryota, Fungi, Basidiomycota, Agaricomycetes, Polyporales, Epitheliaceae.
CUCAACGCUUUAUUAUUCUCCAGCCUCGUCUUUAGCCUCGCCUCCGCAACGGCCUGCAUCAUCGUCAAACAAUGGCUGAAGGAGUACAGCACCGGCCUCUACGGCACCUCGCGGGACAUCUCCCGCCGCCGACAGUAUCGUUUACAGAACCUCGAGCCGUGGCGCGUCGGGACCAUCGUCGGGCUCAUCCCCGUUCUUCUUCUCGUGGCGCUCGUGCUUUUCCUCGUUGGACUCGUCAUCCUCGUCUACAUUAUCCAUGCAUCCCUUUUUGCCGUCGUCUCAGCACUCACAGGAGUUCUCCUCGGUCUGCUCGCGGUGAGCACCAUCCUGCCGACUUUAUGCAGGACGUGCUGCUGCUACUCUCCACAGGCGCGG